This is a messenger RNA of Naegleria fowleri, 1725 nucleotides long. RefSeq lists its product as uncharacterized. Bases 1 to 1725 code for a protein of 574 amino acids. Gene Ontology annotation, molecular function: RNA polymerase II complex binding. The record is from RefSeq and is a predicted model, not a curated record. Gene Ontology annotation, cellular component: chromosome. Gene Ontology annotation, biological process: transcription-coupled nucleotide-excision repair; response to UV. NCBI's taxonomy places the organism in Eukaryota, Heterolobosea, Eutetramitea, Acrasida, Naegleriidae. The transcript has 2 exons.
AUGAGAAAACGUAAACAAACUUCCUCAUCAUCAUCGUCGCAGAUAGCAACCUCAUCAUCGGGAUCAUCAAGCAACAACAAUACUACCACCGUGGUCAUUAAUGAAAAAACAAAAUAUCAACUCAAUGAUUUAUUACAUACCGCAUGUUGUAAAAACAGUGAAUUUUAUGUGCAAGAUUCCGUACUGCAAACGUUUAAAUCAAUUGUCAAACAAGGAGAUGUCUAUGUCGAAUCAGCCUAUCAUCAAUUGAUGAAAAGUAUUUUACCAAUGAAGAACUCCACGAGACGAUAUUUAGCACUUAUAUUUAUUCAUGAAUGUAUGAGGAGUAAAACCUUUAGAUCUCUAUUGGCAAAAGAUUUUCAAGAAUUUAUUGUUCUUACAGUGCAAGGAAGCCCCUCCUCGAAAAAAGAUAAAGCAACAUCAAAUGCAAGCAAUGGAAAAAAUUCAAUUUAUCUGAAACGUAAAAAUUCAAAAUAUAGCCACGAUGAAGCCUGUAUGCCCAAUGUAUUGCCUCCUCCAGAGAAAUCAGCCAUGCUGUUGAGGAAAAAAGCUCUCGAACAUAUUGAGCAGUGGAGUGAAGUUUAUGGUGAUGUGUAUCCUUCGUUUAAGAAAGGUCAUGACUAUGUGGAAAAGGUUUUAAAAUUUCAAUUUCCAAAAUUGAGAGAACAUCGUUUGGAUACGGCUCGAAUUGAGGCCGAAAGAAAACGUCACACUCAAAUCAUACUGAUGCAAAAGUUUAAAAAGAUUCGAGAUGAAGAAUUUGAUGAACAAUAUAUUCAUAUUGAGGUUUGCUUGAGGCAACUCGAUGCUUGCUUGAAUCAAAUUGUUCCAACCUUUGAGAACAUGAUGAAAGAUGCUCUGCUACAGGAAGAGAAGGCUGAGGAAGAAGUUAAAAAUAAUAGACAGGAUACUAUCGUGUUGCAACAUGUCAAUGACGAUUCAACGGUGACUCUUGAUGCUGACCAUUCGUCAUCCUCAAGUGCAGUAGCAACCAUAUUUGAAAUGGAGAAUACUAGCUCUCACACCACAACAAUGGAGAGCGUCAGUGAUGGUAAUGACCUUGAUAACAACAAUGAUGAUGAAAAUAAGGCCGUCAAGUCUUCCUUUUUAGAAGAAUAUGACCAAUAUGAAGAAGAAGAAGAGGACCACAAUCCAGAGAAUAAUGAGGAAAAUGAAUGGGAAGAAGUAAUGAUUGAAAAGAAUGACAAUCAGAGUGAUGAAAUGGAUAUGAUCUUUUCAAGCGCAGAAGAAAUGAUGCGAGAUGUUGGAAUUUUUUCGAACGAUUAUGAAAUUAUGAUUGAUUUGAAGGAUAUUUUCAAAGAUAAUGAGACAGUCGAUAAUGAGGCAUUAUUCGAAAUUUGUAAGGAAAAUUUACAUGCCCUUAAAAAAAUCUAUCUUCCUCAAAUCAAAGAAUGGAUGCGAAUAAUGACAAGUGUUGAAUUAAUAGAAUCCUCUGACAUUUCUAUUCGUCAGCAAAUGAUCAUGAAGUGUAUCGAUAUAAAGAAUAGAAUGAAUGACAUUUUCGAAAAGUGUGAAAAACUUGGCAUUGCAGAAACACAACCUCGAUCCAAAACUUGCACUAGAAAUAUGGAAGAACAAUUAGAACGAGCGCGACUAAUUGAGAAGCAAAUUGUUCAAGAUUUAAUUUCUCAAAGGAAGAAACGAAAAGGUUCCCCUGUUCAUCCUGCCACUACAUGUGAAAGUGUCAAGAAAAUCAAGCGAUGA